CCCACUCCCAGUGGCACCCACCACCCACCAUCUACCUACCUGUCUACAUACACAGUCACAGUAAACUUGCAAUGCAGUCAAUACGUCACCCUCAGCUUCUUCCCCCGCGUCAACGCGAAAGUCUGGCAGGCUGACUUUCGAUGCCGAUGCCCUUCAACUUUCUUUCUCCCAUCACGCUUGGCAUCACUCGACGCCUCUGCCACUCAGCACUCCUGCAAACCCAUGCAAGGGACAACCUUAGACCCUGCCAAGAAUCUCUGCAGUCUGCAGUCUGCAGACUGGCACUCACCGAGAGCACGGUGGAAGUGAGACAGCCGACGUGCCUGUCUGACCCGCGCCCCAACAUCCACCCACGUCGUCCUCGAAACAUUUGCGCGAUAUUGCUUGCACCUUCAGCCCUCGGCCCUCACAGUACGGAAACAAUAAGCCAACCACAGGCCAUACCUCACGCAGGCCACAACCAGCCACGCAGAUCAUCGUCGUUCUUCAAGAUGGGAACCAAGUCACUUAACAGGAGGCCCAGCCUGGUUGACCGCCUCCGCCAACUCCGCACCGCUACCCUGUCCCCCUCAAAGGCCACCUUUUUAACAGAGAAGCGACCAUCCUAUGUCCCCAUCCACACAGAUGCUGAGCAAACCACUGCUCACUACCGUGACGAAGAGCCCCACAAGCCAAUGUCCAAUCCUUGGUCUCGGUCUCGGUCUUAUUAUCCCGGAAAAAGCCUGGACUUGGAGGAACUGGACGCCAAACUUGAGCAGUAUGCCCAGAGGUCCCUGGAAUCGGCGGACGCCGACUUUGGCCUGUAUGGAGUGAAUGACCAGGCCUCGACGGCCGAGGCCUCUGAUGACGGACCGGAGCGUGACCCAAGCUCGUGCUUAGAGCCGGUUGCCAGCUUGCAACCGCCAUCCCAGGGGGUCGGCAGCGUCGAGUCUUGCCUUGUCUCGCCCACGAGCGCGGCACAAGAGUCACAGCCAUCAGACUAUGAGCUGUUCAUGCGGGAAGCCUUGGAGGCCGAGCGGCAACGGAUAGAGGACAAUGGCCAGGCCCCACGGCCCGCCCGUGAGCCACCACUGAAUCCCUUCUACUCCAACAACUGGGAUCACCAAUCGCGCCCGUCACCAAAACUCGGGGGGAUCCAGGAGGCAGGCGACGAUAAUGCGAGGGAGGGUGGGGAUGCCCACGCAGUACCAGGGCACGUUGAUUCGGAGCGGCGGGCGCUGUCCUCGGAAACAUCGAGCGAAGGGGGAGACGCGAACCUUGCACCACCAAAGGGCACCCUCUCGCGGGCCAACACUGACCUGCCCGGCAUGGGGAGACGUGUCACGUUCAGCAACACAUCUGUGCCCCGGGAACGCGUGGAGAGGAGAGCCUCAGCACCGAGCUGUGCGACCCGGGUCAGGUCGCCGUCCAGGCCAGUGCGCAAGCAAAAGAGCAUCAAGCAGCUCAUUGCAGAUUACAUACGGCCUCCCAGGAGCUAG
This is a messenger RNA of Diaporthe batatas, 1478 nucleotides long. RefSeq lists its product as uncharacterized. Lineage: Eukaryota; Fungi; Ascomycota; Sordariomycetes; Diaporthales; Diaporthaceae. The record is from RefSeq and is a predicted model, not a curated record. Bases 141 to 1478 code for a protein of 445 amino acids. The transcript has a single exon.